Messenger RNA from Plenodomus lingam JN3, 888 nucleotides. RefSeq lists its product as uncharacterized. The record is from RefSeq and is a predicted model, not a curated record. NCBI's taxonomy places the organism in Eukaryota, Fungi, Ascomycota, Dothideomycetes, Pleosporales, Leptosphaeriaceae.
AUGAUUUCGAAAUUUACACACAACGCUCACUUCUGGUCUUCCCCUACCCGCAAUAUCACUCUCGAAACAGAACGACCACCUUGCCCAUUCUUCAAUACACACCAGAAACCUCGAUAUCACCUAGAAAUAGAUACUCAUUGCCUCUUUGCCAAUAGCGGCUGCGAAAAGGAGUUCCCUAGCGAAAAAUUGUGCGAAAAGUGUGAAUCAUUCGCCCACCCCUACCUCCUCCGCAAAGCCAUCAAAGGCAAACAACUCAGACUCAAUGCAGACGCUGAAGAAAAAGUAAAAACCAUCGAAAAUCAUGCAAUCGCAUUCGAUCAAUGUGUUUUCCGCCGUGGACACCACUUGGACAAGGAAUGGAUGCAUAUACGCAUGGAUGUGCGACAAAAACACAAAGAACACUGGUCGCAGAUUGAGUUAGUUCGGGAUAUGACAUUUAGCUUUUUAAAUUAUCUGUCAAACGUAAUCGACUGUAACUUGGAAUGGGAGGGUAAUUUGCUGUGUGAAUACUGUCUCGAUGACAUUAGAAGGGCGGAGCAGUUGGAUGCGGAGUGGUUUACAAAGAUUUUCACUCCGUUUGGGGAGAUGAAGAAGCCUUUCCGUGCUAGUGAAGAAGAAGAGGAGGAGAAGGAAUACAAGACGGACGACAAGACGGACGACAAGAAGACCACUACCCAAUCACUACUAGACCGCACAAAAAGGCUAUCCCGUCACUACCAACAACCCCAAGAAGACCAUCCCACCCCUAACAACCCCCAAACCAGUACCAUCUCCUCCUUCCCAGUAUACCAAACACCCAGCGAUCCCAACCUCGUCGACAGAGCUCUAACAAGACUCACCAGGAUUCAUUCCCCUCGAACCACGAGAUCCUAUCAGCGACUACAAUAG